Dendronephthya gigantea is the source of this 5566-nucleotide messenger RNA. RefSeq lists its product as uncharacterized. The transcript is spliced from 2 exons. Lineage: Eukaryota; Metazoa; Cnidaria; Anthozoa; Malacalcyonacea; Nephtheidae. Bases 3283 to 4197 code for a protein of 304 amino acids. The record is from RefSeq and is a predicted model, not a curated record.
GACAGGAGGGGCUUGUAAGGGAUGAUACCCAGUUAUCCCUCAGUAUCAAGGUGGAUCCCAUCACGAACAGGAAUCCACCAAUCACGAACAAGGACACACCGACGUCCGGAAGAUGAUCUUCGAGCACUGGAAGCCAACUGAUGGAAUUUUGUGUGAAUACUUUCAAAAUGUCGACCAUCCAGUAGCACGACUCCAUUACGUGUCCAAACACAGGUAGCCUUUUCGAAAUCAACACCAGGUGUCUUGUCAGAUGACUAGACCAGGAGUUAGGCUCUUGCUUGGCGUCAUGGAAGAACAAGCGUUUAAACCAACCUUUUUGAACCUUUAAAAAAAGUUAGUUUCCUUUAAAUAUCAGUUUGGCCCAAAGCAAAAAUGAUUUUGGUAACUUUGGUCGCGGGAAUAAUGAAUGUAGCUUCUGGGUGCAUGUUAAUUGUAAAUACAACGUAACUUUCAUGGAACAAAUGCAUAGAUUUCUAUUAAAUUUGCGAGGUUUUUCCUUCCACAACUGGUGGUAUUAUUCUCAUGAGAUAUACAUUGGCAUGCCCACUAAGGUGCCUGUCUGUACGUUUGAAAGAGCUUUCUACUAUAGGCUCUCUUCUUGUGCAGUACGUAGGCCAACAUUUUUCUGCCAUCUACAAGACCAGUUCUCACUACGUAACGAUCACCCUUCAACUACGAGUAACUCUUCUCCUAUUAUUGAAAACUUUAGUUUUUAAAUCUACAGAGUUCUUCACAUUACUAAAUCUAACAAUUAUGACAUCCUCGCCUUUCUUCAAGCAGUCGUAACGAUAUCAAUUUUUGUUUCGCUUAAUAGCCUUCCACGGACAUGAUCGACAAUUUCUUUCUUUCGGGGUUGUAUAUAGCUACGCGUAUUGCAAAGUAUUUUAUUUCAUUCUCUCCGAACUGAAGAUGACUUCGAAAUAAAUCAUUUUUGAAUCAUAUUUUGAGUUAUCAAGAUGUCUUGUCUUUUCUGAAUUGGUUUUUUACUUUACUUACUUGUUUAGUCUGUGUCGUAUGGCUGGCUAUCCAUUGGGAAACGUAUCCUGUCCGCAGUAAACACACAAUGAGUCCGACUAUUAUGAGGUCUCGUCCAAUGCGCGUUACCCUUGAUUUGAAGUUCAAGUUCUGCUUGGAAUACGGUAAUUCCAACGCAUAGCCGUACGUUUUUUCAUCCCGUGCCGGCUCACUUUCAUCUGAAAUCUCGUCGUUCAAAGAUUUCUCCAUUUCCGAGAUUCCGAGUGAACUUCAAAUCUGGUACAUCGAUGCGAAUAUUAAUGACGUCACAAUUGCACGUGUUCUCUGUGGCGUGCCACGCGCGCAACGUGUAGAAUCCCGCGUGUACACCGCGCAGGUAUCGAAGAGAAAGAUGCUAGAUUUCAGUCUUGGAGUUUUGAAACGGUACGGGAUUUCAUGUUGAAUGCCAUCAUGAGAAAACCGCUAGGGUUUUAAAAAUGGCGUGCUGAGCGAAACAGUAUGAAAACUGAUUCUGACGGAUUUCUGCCAUCAGCUGAUCAGCCUGCACUUGUGAAUACGUGAUCCUUAUGAGUUUAAUUUGAAUACAAAGCGUGCACUUGAAUGCAACAAGAUAAAAAAAUAACGCGUAGACAUUUCAUGCGACUGCUACGAAAUUUGUGAAUUGUUGAAAAUUAUGAUGACUCUUUGCCGGUGGGCAGUGUUUUUUCCUGCCAUUAUUGCGAUAUGAGAUUGAUGUGCCGCCAGUGCCGGGGAUGCGCCUAGGUUCUAGCCAGGAAAAUCACGUGCCUUAUCCUCGAGUGAAGUCUGCCAGAUGUUUCUGUCACCUCAGCUGCUAUAUAUAUUCAUGAUCGGGUUAUUUUUUUUCUCCCAUCCAAUUUUAAGUUAAUCCGCUUUAAACCUUUCAUAUCUCAUUAUAAACUUGAAGAUUGAAAAUAUUUGGUAACACUAAAAUAUCAUUAGCCGCUUACUGCAAUAUGUUGAUCACAAAUAAAUUGAAUCAAUAGGAAACCGACAGGAGAAAGUAAUAUCUUAGUCGCAAAGCAUCGCACGCCGAUGCUAAGUUAAGGUAUUUUUUUAAGCUAUUGUCUCAAGGUGUUGAACUAGGCGUUGAAUAGCGUUGUCAUUUUUUGUAUUGAAACAGUUUGGUCUCUGAAUUAGCAAUUCUUUGUGAUGAAGACAAACAUGAAUUUAAACUUUGCUUAAUGAGUUAGCAAAUUUGUUGUUAUGGUAACGCUGUUUUAUUGACGUAUUACGUAUUCUUCAUCUACUAUCGCAAUAGGAAAGUAAUAAGAAUCAUUGAAAAUGUUACACUUUUUUAUUAACGAGAAUUGACUGGUGGCGACGAGCACUUCGGGCCGCAAAACAGCGUGUUCUCGUAUCGAAGUACUAAAAUUGAGGCUAUAUGUGUUUAUGAGGAGCUAUGUUCAAUGUUAUCCUCGUUUUUUAAAGGGAAUUGUUGAGGUAUUUACUGAGGAAAGGCGCCGUAAGAUAUUCUCCAAAUGUUCACUUUCAAAUAGCGGUUCCUGCUUUAGUUUUAAGUCAACUGAAGAAAGUCUAGAAAAUAAGUUAAAAAAGCGAUGCUGAAUUUCCUCCGGACGCUUAUCCAAAGCUUGUGAUCUAGAAUGGGUUAAUGUUGAACGGAAAUUCUAUUCUGAUCAGUACGAGAAGAAAAGCCAAGUUGAAGAAUUGUGAUCUGGAAGAAUUUGUGCGCACAGAAUAUCCUCUUUGACAUAACUGUAUUUAGUGGAGAAAGAGUUUGGGGAAUUGCGGCUGAGAAUGUUUUCAAUAAUUAGCUAAAAUCUUUGGUUAAUGCCAUUUUAAUACAGAAGUUUUGGGAUCAUUUUAAAGUUUUGAACAUAAUACGGUCUGAACAAGUCCGCCGGAAAUCCGCUCCAAGCAAAUGAGGGUAUUUAUAGUUUACAUUUACGAGAAGUCGCGCCGGUCUUUGCAACGUUCAAUAAAGCUUUCAAGAAACUGAUGAAUUUCUGAUUGGAGUGGAGGCAAAGUCGAACAUUGUGAUAUUGAAAGAUCUCGUUCUGAAUUGAGCAGUGGAUACGAAGAACGUUUAGCUGUGUUUGUACUGUGAGACGACGACCCAGUAGUCCAAACAAGGAACCUUUUGCUUUCAAACAUCGCGAAAUUUCGUAAAAAUAAAUAAGGUAUCUAACUGGCAAUUUCGUAUCGAGUAUUAUCUUCCGAAACGUGUGAUCCUACCGCAGAAAUCACAUACUUCGUGGGGUUCCAAAUAAGGUGCGACAAAACUAUCACUUUCAGUUAACAUUUGACUGCGGUAACAAAAAGAUUAAAAUGAAAUGUCAACCGAUUGUUUAUUUUUCUGGACGCCACACAUUGUCACCUGCUGCUUGGCGCAUGAUUAAAUCCUUAUCGCGUCACGUGGCUAUCGUGGGACAGAGCGACGAUCCUGAAACGGCUUAUGCAUUGAUACACGAUUCUGAUGUUUUUCUGGUCUAUUUGUACGCCGACGUCUGCCAGAACCUCUUCUUCCUCUACGAAAUCGGCGUGGCAUUUGUUCUACGAAAACCGAUCGCUGUUAUCCGAGAAACGGAUUUAAAAUUCUCGGAGAUUUCUAUCGCGAAGCAUUUGUACGAAACUCGCAUCUUGAUGGAGACAAGGAAACGCGGUCCGUUUCAAACCUGCAUCGUUUUUGGAAAGACCUGUAACUUGCCUUUGACUUUGGGAGAUGUUUUCGUCUACUGUUAUGAAAAUUCGAUGAUUUUCAGGCCCUCGCCGCAAACAAAAUGCAUCGCAUUGCUUGUUGAUAAGAUUUUCAGUCUAUCGCGAGAACUCAGCGUUUCCAAGCAGACGUCCAACUCUGCAGUUAGAAUAACAAUGCAAAACAGCAGGUCAAAUUUGCGUUUACAAGGUUACUCCUUUAAAACGGAUUUCGAUUUACACAAGGGUAAAGUAUCUUUGCUUCCAAUUGGCAAAUACGAUAACAAAUUUCAAACCAAUUCGAUGAUUAAUGAACACAAAUUAAUUAGCAAUAGGAAACGGCCGUCCGUUGAUAUCACUCCAGAUAUGAAUAAAAGUAACCACUGUGGUAUUCCAGAUGACAACAGGCAAGGCCCCGUGAAUUGCCCGCGAAAAACCGGUUUGAACAUGUUAACGAACUCGUCAAUCCAGUUAUAUCUGAGCAGCGAGAAGAUGAUGAGGAUAGCCUGGGCUCGAGUGGUUCGUCGUCUUAUGACGUCAUGUAUCUAAAUGAUAAGACGUUCUUCACGUCAGCAAAUACGUCACCACUACCUAGCCCUAUACCCCAGGGCGGGGUUUAUUACCCGACAGCUCUGCCCGUGUACCCAAUGGAGCUAUGUUUCCCUCCGUUUCAAAUCGAAAAACUCAAUUUUGAUAAACACGCUUUGCAGAUAGCGAAAGCAGACAAACUACCGUCAAUUGUACGGCGAAGAAUUAUGAAAAAGGAAUUAUAAGUUAAAAUAAAGGAAAUAAAUAAAUGAAAGAAAUUUUUUGAUAAAUGCUACAAUAAUUAAGAGAACAUACUGUAAAGCAAUUUUGUAAUGAAUUUAGCUCAGGUAACCAUGUUUUGUGAUGAUGGUGCUCAUCCAAUGAACUCUUUGUGUUUUGGCGACCUUUUUAAGCGGAUUACAUUUAGGAAUUGCGUUUCAUACACGUAUCUUAUAUUGUUGCCUGCAUAUUCAGUUUGUAUAUUGGCAUUUCCAUUCUAAACAGCCAAUCGGAUCGUAGUAUAAUUGUCAUAACAAGUACAAAAAUAUGUGCCAACGUCCGGAAUCUUAGGCUGGUACUUGAUCGUUCCCGAUGAUAUUGUUAGGCCAAGGCUCGAAGCUGUGUCACGAAAACAUCUCGUGCAGUUGUUCUUUGUCGGCUAACACAUAUAUAAUAUCAAAUAUUAAGAUUUUCUUGGUGAUAAUUGCAGUUACGUGACUAAAUAUCAACACAAGUAUCAAGUGCUCAAGACGGUCUGGGUAAGAAAGAAAUGUCAGUUAUUCAAUAUUCAGUACCAGUUUAGCAACGAAUUGAAUGCGGUGCUGGUUUUAAGGAAGUGUUUGGCAUCAACAGUUCUCAAAGCAACAUGAUUACUUUAGUGUAUUUUCAAAACGGAUCCAUACAUAGUUUAUUUCUCCCUUUUUAUCAUUCAGAAAGCGAUGUUUGAUUACAAUGCACGGGAUCUUGCGCGAAAUAUAUUGAACUAUGUGCCUAGGUUGUCAAUGUAACAUUUAUGUUUCUACCAUUCUGGUUUAGUUUCGACACUGGCGUCAAAAUGUUGCACAAAUUUUAUCUUUCUGUGGAAAUUGUGUUCAUUAUAUCGACUUUGGGAUGCGCGUUGAAAUGUAACGACUGCGGAUACUCGUCAGAAUUUGCAAAAUCCCAACAGAAGUGCGGUAAUGAGACGGUCAACUGUACCACGGGUUACUGUUUCACUGGAUUUACUGUUCAACCUAACGGAGUUAAAAAAGUUGGAAGGGGGUGUGAUUCAAGCGACCCUGCGAACAAGCAAUGUCCCGAUGAAAAAGGCAAAAGCAUUUGUGACAAAGUAAUAAAAGAAGGCAAAUUUACAUCCUGUUAUUCUGAGUGUUGUACGACCGAUAAUUGCAAC